Molecule: messenger RNA, 717 nt
Organism: Melampsora larici-populina 98AG31
Lineage: Eukaryota; Fungi; Basidiomycota; Pucciniomycetes; Pucciniales; Melampsoraceae
Exons: 2
Coding region: 1-717 (238 amino acids)
Molecular function (GO): zinc ion binding; nucleic acid binding
Source: RefSeq, a predicted model, not a curated record
AUGACUCGAGAAGAGGCAAUGUUGGAUGAAGACUCUGAGGAUCAAGGAGUAUCUGAAAGCCAUUCAAAGCCUGAAGGUGUCACAAAAGAGUCUGACACUCCCUCUACCUUAUCAAAUCCGAUCAAUGGUCCCUCUACCUCGUUGAUUCUGAUAGCUACCCCUCAAUCAUCCAACCCAAUCCCCACCACCAAACUUUACAAAUGUAGCAAAUGCCGCCAACCUGGACAUCGGGCCAACAAAUGUCCGGUUAACCAGUCGCAUUCUCAACCUACCGAUUUGUUUAAUGCCACUCAACCUCAACCUGACGAUUUCUUUGAUGCCACUCAACCUACCGAUUUGUUUGCUACUCAACCUACCAAUGAUUGUGAACAAGGUUUGUUUUUUCAGGAGGAGAGUGAACACAACAAGGCAUUGUUACUGUUUACUGAGGAUUCCGAAAGUCAAAGUGGGUCCGACACAGAAAAUGACGAAGCACUUUGUCCAUUUUGCGAUGAAGAGAUGCCUGCGAACCCAUCCGAUAAACUUCUCUCUUUGCGGGCCGAACUGCUGGCUAUGCCCGAAAUAACUCAGGGGAUUGGUCGCUCAGGAUCAAGGAGUCUUCCAUUCGCACAAACGGCAACUUUUUGCGGCCUUCAUGAGGCAGAGCGCCAUAUAAUUCCCAAAGGUAUCAGUGAAGGCUGGCCAACCUCAAUCAACUUCAACGGUCUUGCGAGGUGA